AUGCCCAAGAGCCAUGAUACACUCAUGCAGGUUAGAUGCCAACAGAAGGAAAUAAACAACUUAAUUCAAAGGAAAAUUGCUGUUGAUGACAACAUUGCAUUAGUGCAGAAGGAAGUAACUGAUUUGAAGGAAAAGCUCAAAAAGAAAAGCCAGGAUUGUAAGGACGCUAAGGAACGUGCACUGAAGGUCGAGGAGAAAACCAGCCUGCUUCUGAAAAAUCUAGAGGAAGAAAAGCAGGGAUUAAGCACACGCUGCUCUGACCUGCUAAAUGACCUGGAGAAGCAAGCAGCCCAGUGGAAGGAAGAGAAAUCUGACAUUGACUCCAAAGUAAAGUUUUUGGAAGAUGAGCUAAAAGGAACCAGGAAUCAAGUGGAAAACCUGCACAACAAAUGUAACGAGUUGUCAUCUCACCUUGAGCAUCAGCAGAGAGAAGUGGAUGUAAAGGAUGGUGAAGUGAUUAAAUUUAGGAAAGAGUUACAGAGUUUGCAAUGUUUAUACAAAGAAAGCAUUGAACACGCAGCCCAGCAAGCUGAGGUCAUCCAGCAGCUACAAGCCCUCAAUGUGGAUACGCAGAAGGUCCUGAGGAAUCAGGAAGAUGCUCAUGCCUUGGAGUCUAGGUCUUAUCAAAAGGUUAUCCGGUACUCUUAUGCAAUGGAGCCAGCAUCCAGAGAAUUCACUGUGGUCCUGUAG
Molecule: messenger RNA, 690 nt
Organism: Rhincodon typus (whale shark)
Lineage: Eukaryota; Metazoa; Chordata; Chondrichthyes; Orectolobiformes; Rhincodontidae
Product: centlein-like
Exons: 6
Coding region: 1-690 (229 amino acids)
Biological process (GO): protein localization to organelle; centriole-centriole cohesion
Cellular component (GO): centrosome; centriole
Source: RefSeq, a predicted model, not a curated record